Cuscuta campestris is the source of this 1743-nucleotide messenger RNA. NCBI's taxonomy places the organism in Eukaryota, Viridiplantae, Streptophyta, Magnoliopsida, Solanales, Convolvulaceae. The record is from the annotation of a GenBank genome assembly.
AAAACCAGGGUGUGUAACUUUUUGAAGAAACAGAGCUUAGAAGGGAGGGAAGAAAACUAGAAGAUGUGCGAAGUAGGAAGUGCUCCGUAAUUGAGGAGGAGGAUGGAUCCAGAGGUGGCUUUAGAGUUGGCGAAGCGCGGUGGUACGCUGCUUUUCCUCGACGUUCCCCAGUACACGCUCAUAGGCAUCGAUACUCAGAUGUUUUCUUCGGGACCUAAUUUCAAGGGCAUCAAAAUGAUUCCUCCCGGAGUUCAUUUUGUCUUUUAUAGCUCUGCUAACAGGGAAGGCAAUGCAUUCUCACCAAUUAUUGGUUUCUUCAUUGUUUUGAAGCCAUCAGAGGUAGUUGUUAGGAAAUGGGAUAAAAAAGAGGAGCGGUUUGUCAAAUUCUCCGAAGAAGAUUUUGUUGAAAUGAAAACCCUUGUGCUUGUCCAAAAGAAGAGCCCUUAUUUUUACCUUUGUGUGCAUCUUGACCCCUCAAAUGGCAACGGAGUUGUGAUUAUACAAGGUUUGUUGGUGUGGCAUCCACAUAAAUUUUUGGAACAGAGAUAUGCGGAAGCUGUGAGGAAAUUUGAGUUUGACACACAACUUGGCCCUUACAUGUUAAAUCAAUAUGUAGAUUGGAGCCAUUUGUCUAACUAUAUUACCGAAUCUGUCAUUGAACACAUAGAACCUAUAGGGGGAGAAAUUACAGUGUCAUCUGAACCUGAAAGCAUUAGCAACAUUCCAAAGACACCCAUGGAGAAAGCUUUAGCUGGGCAGCUGAAGAGUAGUAAAUAUGCAAUCUCGGUUGAGAAAUCUGAACGGAAAGGGUGUUACUUCACACCAAUUCCCCGUCUUAUAAAACACAAGGGAUUGUCCGGGCAUGAACUGACAAACAUGAACCUUGACAAGACACAGGUAUUAGAGACCAUCCUUGCAAAGGAAUAUGAUAGAAAUGAAGAUUCACUUUUGGGCGAAUUGCAGUUUUCCUUUAUUGCAUUUCUGAUGGGACAGUCACUUGAAGCAUAUCUACAGUGGAAGCUUAUUACCAGCCUUUUGCUUGGAUGUAUAGAAGCUCCUCUUAACACACGGAGUCGUCUAUUCACCAAGUUUGUCCAAGUAAUAUAUUACCAGUUGAAAUUUGGGCUUCAAAAAGAAGAUAAAAAAACUGAUGUUGCAGAGAAAGGGGCCAUAGCAUUGAUGGACGAGUCUUGGUUAUCUGAUGACAGCUUUUUACACAUCCUUUGCAAGGAGUUCUUCUCGUUGCUGCUUGAGGCCCCUGUGAUCGAUGGUGACCUCCUAUCAUGGACUAGGAGGCUGAAAGAUCUGCUGGAGGACUCUGUUGGUUGGGACUUUGAACCCAACAGUGCAGCUGAUGAAUUUAAUCAUGGAAAUGAUGAGUAUGCUCCAGUUGUGGAGGUAAUAGAGGAUGAUGUAGGUCAAAAUGAAACAGAAGUCGCCAGCAUGGGCACAUCCUAAACCAUAGUAGCACGAGGCAGUCAAUUAUACGGGUUAGGCAGCGUGAUUUCUACCUGCCCCAAAAGAAAGAGAAACCUUGUUCUGGGACGAACUAAAAAGAAAGUCUGAAACUUUUUAUUGGAUGGAGGGAGUGCGUUCCUUAGUAUGAACGUUGAAUAUCAAAGAAUUGCUUCCAAUUCCUAUCAAUAUAACUUUAUAGGAGUAUAUUAUACUUCGUGCGUGACAAAGCUCAUUGUCGUCUUAUGACAUUUUCUAUGCAUGUGAAAAUAACUUGUGAUGAUGAUU